CAAUGAGCAAACAUCCAAUUUAAAAUUAUCAAAUUUUAAAGGUUCUUGGCAAAGUAUUACAAUUAUAUUAUUAUUAUACAAGGGAGCAUUUGCUAUAGUCUAUCAAGCACAACAUAUUAAAACUAAAGAAAUUGUUGCUAUCAAAUAAAUUAAUAUUGAAAUGGAGGAAGGCCCUCAUAAAUAAAAAAUGCUUGAAUUGUUUUAAUCAGAAAUCUAAAUCAUGAAAUCUAUGAAACAUAAAAAUAUUGUAGAGUUGAAAGAUGUUUAAAAUAAUUAAGAUUCUAUUAACAUGAUAUUAGAAUACUGUGCUCAAGGAGACUUAGAAAAGUAUAUUAAAAAGAAUUCUGUCAAAAACAGGUUACCUGAAUCUGAAGCAAAACCUAUCAUUCUUCAAUUAAUUGAUGCCAUGAAAAUGUUACGUUUAAAAAAUGUCGUUCAUCGAGAUCUGAAAUUAGCUAAUAUUCUAAUCAAUGAAUAAAUGUAAAUAAAAUUAGGUGAUUUUGGUUUUGCUAAAUCCUUAAUCUAAACUGAAUUACUGGAAUCUUAUUGUGGAACACCUAUUACUAUGGCACCAGAAAUACUAAAGUAAAUAAAUUCUAUUAAAAAUUUUAGAAAAUCUAAUUCUUAUGAUCAUAAAUGUGACAUAUGGUCUUUAGGAGUAAUGAUUUAUCAAAUGCUUUUUGGCUAACCUCCUUUUGUUCCAUAAAAAGGAACUGUAUAAGAUUUACUUAUUGCAAUAUAAACUAAUAAAGUAUUUUAUAUAAUUAAAUGAUUUAGAUUUAAUUUCCAUAACAUAUUUCGGUAUCAGCUGAAUGCAAAGAUGUAUUAAGAAAAAUGUUAGUUGAAGAUCCAAAAUAAAGAAUUAGUUUUGAAGAUUUAUUUAGGCAUCCAUGGUGUUAUUUAGAGAAAAUUGACUUAGAGAAAUCUGUAUUAAAAGUUUAUGUUCCUUAACAUUAAGAAUUUCUAAAAAAUCUCAAUUAUUCGAUCAAUUAAUAUAAAUAAUAAUUGAAUUAGAUUGUUCAAAUAAUUUAAACAAUAGAAAAUAAAUAUAAGGAUUUAAGUUAAUAUUGUGUAAGAUUUAUGAAUAUAUUGAAUGGAGCAUUUUAAAGUUUGCAUUUAAAAAUCUAUUACUCUAAUUAAAGUAUAGUAAUAAGAGUUCCUGAGAAUUACAAGUAUUUCAAUUAUAGAUAGGAAUUGUUAUUGUUUUUAAUUAAUAUUUAUGAAAUAGCACUUUAGAAUAACAUAAAUAUAUAUGAAUUUGUAAAUUUGAAAAUAUUUGAUUAUCAAAUAAGCAAUUAGUUAGAGGUUUAAUAUGAAGAUUUUUCAGUGGCUCUUUAUGAGGAGUUCAAGAAUUAUAAAUAAGGUAAUGAGAAGGAUUGUUAAGUGUUAUAAUUUUUGGAAGACAAAGAAAAUAAAAAUACAAUUUUAAAUUCUGAUUUGUGGAUUUUAACAGAAUACAUAAAAGAAAGGUAUAAAAAUUGA
Paramecium sonneborni is the source of this 1482-nucleotide messenger RNA. NCBI's taxonomy places the organism in Eukaryota, Ciliophora, Oligohymenophorea, Peniculida, Parameciidae. The record is from the annotation of a GenBank genome assembly.